Messenger RNA from Carya illinoinensis, 1235 nucleotides. Its product is annotated as G-type lectin S-receptor-like serine/threonine-protein kinase At2g19130. Gene Ontology annotation, biological process: recognition of pollen. Lineage: Eukaryota; Viridiplantae; Streptophyta; Magnoliopsida; Fagales; Juglandaceae. The coding region runs from base 159 to 1112 and encodes 317 amino acids. The record is from RefSeq and is a predicted model, not a curated record. The transcript has a single exon.
GUGCUAAUAGGGAUGACCAAAAUACUGCAAGCUAUCUCUUCAAGGAUGGGAUAGUUCAUGGCAUUGGUCUUCCAUCAAGCUAAUAUAUCAAAGUCUCGUGCAAAUGGUUGAAUGUCCACUGCCAAAAAUCUAUCUACCUUUGACUGAGCGUCUGUAGAAUGACGAGCUAUGAGGUUCUGCUCCAACCUCUCACCCCAAUCCAACUUACACUUUUUCCCAACCCCAGCUUCUGGAGGAGGUGGGGGGUAGGUGUAGGUGCCAGAAUAUUACCACCCUUGAAGAUGGUAAACUCAUCAAAUAAUCGAGCAAGGGUUUCCCUAAACCUUGUCGCAAUAAGCUCCGCUCAUGUAUUCCCGUGCGCAAUUCCCAAUCAAUAUACUAAAUUGAACAUUUCUACUAAAUUUUGGGAGAGUUUCGACCAUCCAACUGAUACAUGGUUGCCAGGUGCAAAGCUUGGGGUCGACAAAGCUGGAAAGGUACUGAAGCAGCUUAUUUCAUGGACAGAUUUAGAAGAUCCAUCACUGGGUCUGUUCUCAUUCUCGUUGAGGCUAGACCCAAAUGGAAGCAGUGAAUAUAUCUUGGAGUGGAACAGGUCCCAAGUUUAUUGGAGUAGUGGAGUUUGGGAUGGAAAUACUUUCGUCUUCGUUCCUGAAUUGAAGUUGAAUAAUGUCUUCAACUUCAGUUUCGUGUCAAAUGAAAAUGAAACCUAUUUUACUUAUUCUCGUUUUGAUGCUUCUCUCAUGUCACAUUUUGUGAUUAAUUCUACCGGACAGAUCCAGCAACUUACAUGGCUGUCCUCCGUUCAGCCAUGGGGUCUAUUCUGGGCUCAACCGGCAUCACUAUCCAAUGUCUAUGCUUUCUGUGGUCCAUUUGGCAUAUAUGAUGAUAAUUCAUCUAAUAUUUUUGAUUGUCCAAAAGGUUUUGAACUGUUUUCAGAUACCCAGACCAGACUAAACGUAUGGUCCGGUGGUUGUUUGAGGAAACACCCUUUGCAAUGUGGAAAUCUCAAUGGCAAAGGAGAGUGGUUCCUGAAAAUACCAAACAUUAAAUUCCCUGUUAACUUGAAAGCAUAUUUGGCAGUGAGUGCUCGAAGAUGUAAUUGGCUUGUAUGAAUAAUUGUUCUUGCACAGCUUAUGCUCAUAACAGCAGCGGGUGUCUGUUAUGGGAAUGAGCUCUUUUGAACUUGCAGCGACCCUCAGAUGGUGGUGAGGCUAGACAAGAUAUCUAUCUUAGAC